Messenger RNA from Cyprinodon variegatus (sheepshead minnow), 816 nucleotides. RefSeq names its product emopamil binding protein-like (gene ebpl). The transcript has 4 exons. The record is from RefSeq and is a predicted model, not a curated record. Gene Ontology annotation, molecular function: cholestenol delta-isomerase activity. Gene Ontology annotation, cellular component: endoplasmic reticulum; membrane. NCBI's taxonomy places the organism in Eukaryota, Metazoa, Chordata, Actinopteri, Cyprinodontiformes, Cyprinodontidae. The coding region runs from base 159 to 599 and encodes 146 amino acids. Gene Ontology annotation, biological process: sterol metabolic process.
CCAUCUUGUCUCUGGUGGGUUGUGGCCUCCAGCUGGUGGCUGCUGGGCUCCUCACUCACAGGUACGGGGGUCAGAGUUCCCGCAUCGACAGAUGGAUCUUGCUGUGGCUGUUCUAUGAUGUCAUCGUCCACCUGACGCUGGAGGGUCCAUUUGUCUACAUGUCUCUGGUUGGGACGGUGGAGACGUCUGAAGGUCCUCUGGCUGAACUCUGGAAGGAGUACGGUAAAGCAGACAGUCGCUGGUUAGUUUCUGACCCCACCAUCGUCUCCUUGGAGAUCCUGACGGUCGUCCUGGGGUCCCUGCUGGCUCUACUUCUGAUACAUGCAGUACUCAACGACAAGUACUACAGACACUUCCUGCAGAUCACUCUGUGCGUGUGCGAGCUGUACGGCGGCUGGAUGACAUUCUGUCCUGAUUGGCUGUUGGGAAGUCCUCACCUAAACACCUCCAACCCGCUCUAUCUCUGGAUCUACCUGGUGUUUUUUAAUGGACUCUGGGUGCUGGUUCCGAUCCUGCUGCUGGUCCAAUCCUGGUUUGUUCUAAAGGGUCUGCAUGGAGUCAGAGGAGACAGCACCUCCUCCCACAGGAAGAAACUGUAGAGACCAGCAGGUGAUCCGCAUCAGAGCCUUCAGGCUCCCAAUGUUUGAGCUGAUCAGAGAUUUCUGGCUCUGAUCGGGUCGGACUGAUGUAGUUCGGUAUCAGGAUGGACUAAUCAGACGCUUGGAUCAUCACUAAAACCUUUAUUAAACAUCAUCUCUAUAAAUAAAACCAAUGGCUCAAGGGAUCCUGUCCUGCAGAACCAGAACUCUUCCUCCU